This is a messenger RNA of Eutrema salsugineum, 1952 nucleotides long. RefSeq names its product beta-glucosidase 10. Gene Ontology annotation, biological process: carbohydrate metabolic process. Gene Ontology annotation, molecular function: beta-glucosidase activity. The transcript has 12 exons. The record is from RefSeq and is a predicted model, not a curated record. NCBI's taxonomy places the organism in Eukaryota, Viridiplantae, Streptophyta, Magnoliopsida, Brassicales, Brassicaceae. The coding region runs from base 208 to 1824 and encodes 538 amino acids.
AAGGAUUUGAUUAACCCAUAAGGAAAAAACUGAAAAAAGAUAUUUCUUGAGUGUUCCUGACAUAUAGAAAUGUCCGUUUAUUAAGUGGAAAGAAGCAACAGGAAAGAUGGGUCACUCAUUUACUUUUUAAAACCAUUCAAUUAUUUGUUAUAAUCUCGGAAACUCAUUCAAACGGGAGGAGGAAAUUACCCCCAAAAAAAAAAAAAAAUGCAAUCAUUAUCUCUGCUUUCCGUUUCUGUGGUCAUUGUUUUGGCAGUAAGCUACAGUGAUGCCUUCACCAGAAACGAUUUUCCAAAGGAUUUCCUCUUCGGAGCUGCCACUUCUGCUUAUCAGUGGGAAGGAGCUGUUGAUGAAGACGGAAGGACUCCAAGCGUCUGGGAUACUUUCUCCCACUCUGAUAACAAAAAAGGCGAUGGAGAUAUAGCUUGUGAUGGGUAUCACAAAUACCAGGAAGAUGUUAAGCUGAUGGCAGAAAUGGGUUUAGAAGCAUUCAGAUUCUCUAUCUCAUGGACGAGGCUCAUACCUAAUGGAAGAGGACCCGUUAACCCAAAAGGUUUAAAAUUUUACAAGAACCUCAUAAAAGAACUACGUAGCCAUGGAAUCGAACCACACGUUACACUUUACCACUAUGAUCUUCCUCAGGCUCUUGAAGAUGAGUAUGGAGGAUGGAUCAACCGCAAAAUCAUAGAAGACUUCACUUCUUUUGCAGAUGUAUGCUUCAGAGAGUUUGGGGAGGAUGUGAAGUUAUGGACUACAAUCAACGAAGCUAACAUAUUCGCCAUUGGUGCUUAUAGCGAGGGAUUUUUGCCGCCUGGACAUUGUUCUACUAACACAUUCGUCAAUUGCUCAACUGGAAAUUCUUCUACUGAACCAUAUAUUGCAGGCCAUAACUUAUUGCUAGCUCAUGCCUCUGCUUCAAAAUUGUAUAGACUCAAGUACAAGAGUAAGCAGAGAGGAUCCAUAGGCUUUAGCAUAUAUGCAUACGGGUUAUCUCCUUAUACAAACUCCACGGAUGAUGAAAUCGCCUUUCAGAGAGCUAAAGAUUUCCUCUUUGGCUGGAUGCUGAAGCCUUUGGUAUAUGGGGAGUAUCCGGAUGUAAUGAAGAAAACCUUGGGAUCGAGGUUACCGGUUUUCUCAGAGGAAGAAACAGAGCAAGUCAAAGGAUCAUCUGACUUUUUCGGGAUUAUCCACUACAUGACAGUCUAUGUCACAAACAGUAAACCCUCACCUUCCCUUCCUCCCAGCAACCGAGAGUUCUUUACAGACAUGGGCGUAGAUACGAUCUUCAUUGGGAAUUCUUCAUUCUUUGGGUGGGAUGCUAUUCCAUGGGGUUUUGAAGGUGUCUUGGAGUAUUUGAAACAGAGCUAUAACAAUCCUCCACUCUACAUUCUUGAAAAUGGUCAACUUUCAUUAUCUUUUGUCAAUCUUUGUCUGCUGGCAAACUUUCUUGUUCUUAAGAUUCUUCCAAAUUAUAUAUAUAAAAAAAAAAAAACAGGUUUACCGAUGGAACACGAUUCAGCGCUACAAGACACACCAAGAGUUGAAUAUAUUCAAGCUUACAUUGGUGCUAUGCUCAACGCCAUCAAGAAUGGAUCGGACACGAGAGGUUACUUUGUAUGGUCGAUGAUUGACUUGUACGAGUUAUUGGCUGAAUACAAGAACAGCUUUGGAUUGUACUAUGUGAAUUUCAGCGAUCCUGGUCUCAAGAGGUCUCCGAAGCUCUCAGCUUCUUGGUACUCUGGUUUUCUCAAGGGUACAGUUGAUGUUGCUUCUCAAGAUAUUACUCAGUCGCAGAGCAACUUCUCUGGCUCUUCUUCUUUGUAAUGUAGUUAUAUACAACCAAGGAUUUUGGUUCUGUAUUUUUUUUUUUAUCCUGAUUUGGUUUGAGUUCGUCUGUUUUCAAUGACAAAACUCAGUGAUUUGGCAAAUGGUUUAAUCAAAUUUGUAUUUAA